ACUAUAGAUUUUUUUGAGAUAGAGCUUCUAAGAAAGCUGGAUUUCUUGCAAGAGCAACUGGAAGAGGUUGAGCAAACUAUGAUGACAACUAUGGAGAGUUCGCUGGAGGAAAUGGAACAUCGCCUCCUCGAGAAGCUAACUAACCAAGAAAAUAAUAUAAACAAAAAGAUGGAGUCCAAAAUGUAUAGCAUGGAAAACUCUUUAAAGAAGGUGAGGAAAGAUACAGUAGUGGCGUGUGCUUAUAUUGGAAUGCAAGCUGAUUAUAUUUAGUGAAAUCAAUGAUUAUCUCUUUUGUAGAUUGUGGAGGCAUCCAAAGAGAACACACGGACCGAACUGGAGGAAUUGAAGAAUCAUAUGAUGCCCAAGCUGAACCACAUUCAGGAAACGACGGAAACUGAGCUCAAGAAACUAGGAGAGAGCAUGAAAACUCUUAUCCAGUUCACAGAUUCGGUACGAAAUACUAGUAUCCAAAGCAAAGUUAAUACACCGUCGCUUAACAUGACGCAUCCGGUGAGUUCAUGUCGCCAAGCUCUCAAGGUGUCAGGGAAAUACAUGUUAAAAAUUGAGGAGAAUGUCGAACCAUUCGAGGUCUUUUGUGAGCAAAAUAAGUUCGAAGGUGGCUGGAUUGUAAUCCAGCAUAGAUAUGACGGUUCGGUCGACUUUUAUAGGAAUUGGACGGAGUACCGCAACGGAUUUGGAACUUUAGAUGGUGAAUUCUGGCUUGGGCUAGAAUACGUGCAUCAAAUUACGAAAAGUCGACGGUAUGAGCUGCUGGUGGAAAUUCAAGAUUUCCAAGGAAACUACGGAUACUCUAGGUUCAACAGGUUUGAGAUCGGCAGCGAAUUUGAGCUGUACGAAUUGAAGAGUGUAGUAGCAUACUCAGGGACAGCAGAAGAUGCGUUGUAUUUCGCAACGAAUAACAAAUUUAGCACAUUCGAUCGAGAUAAUGACGAAUCGCGUAGAGGGAAUUGCGCUAAGGAAUAUCACGGAGCCUGGUGGUACAGGAACUGCCACCGUUCCAAUUUGAACGGUCGUUAUGAGAACGCCACUGAUGCUAGUGCGAUGAAUUGGUUCCAUUUCAAACAAGACAUGCGUGGUUUGUCUUACUCGAGAAUGAUGAUUCGGGAAUUCACCCCAUAAGCAUGAAGCGACCAACUCAACAAUUAAGGUCUAGAAAAGUUGUGACAUUUAAAACGUUUUCCAUACUUUAUUAUACUUUUCCAAUAAAACGCA
This is a messenger RNA of Anopheles coustani, 1233 nucleotides long. Its product is annotated as ficolin-2-like. The record is from RefSeq and is a predicted model, not a curated record. The coding region runs from base 355 to 1140 and encodes 261 amino acids. The transcript has 2 exons. Lineage: Eukaryota; Metazoa; Arthropoda; Insecta; Diptera; Culicidae.